Micropterus salmoides (largemouth bass) is the source of this 875-nucleotide messenger RNA. Its product is annotated as calcium-binding protein 39-like. Gene Ontology annotation, biological process: intracellular signal transduction. The record is from RefSeq and is a predicted model, not a curated record. Lineage: Eukaryota; Metazoa; Chordata; Actinopteri; Centrarchiformes; Centrarchidae. Gene Ontology annotation, molecular function: protein serine/threonine kinase activator activity.
UUCACGUUACCUUGACAGCAGACUGGAAAGCGACCAGAUGGAUUUCUGCAGUGGCUUCUUCACAGCUUCCACACAUUUUAAAUUGUAACGCACACAUUAUUAGCUGACUUUCCUGCUGACAAACAGCCCUGGCGUGACUUCAAAAGGCUAUCCGGGAGGCUCGGCUGUGCUGUGAACCGGGACAGAAGCAGUCAAGACAUUUAAAGAUCCCCUACCAAACAUCUUCCUACUGAAGGUCCUAAGGCAAGUGUGUGUCCAUCAUGCCACUGUUUGGUAAAUCCCACAAGAGUCCAGCGGACAUCGUCAGGACCCUGAAGGAAAACCUGGCCAUCCUGGUCAAACAGGAUAAGAAGACAGACAAGGCGUCUGAGGAGGUGUCGAAGUGUUUGGUGUCCAUGAAGGAGAUUCUGUACGGUAGCAACGAUAAGGAGCCUCACACUGAGACUGUGGCCCAACUGGCCCAGGAGCUGUACAACAGUGGCCUGCUGAUGUCACUAGUAGAAAACCUGCAGGUCAUAGACUUUGAGGGGAAGAAGGAUGUGUGUCAGAUCUUUAACAACAUCCUGAGGAGGCAGAUUGGGACGAGAAGCCCCACCGUCGAAUACUUCUGCUCCCACCAAGAGGUCCUUUUUAUACUGCUGAAAGGGUACGAGACUCCGCAGGUAGCGUUGAAUUGUGGGAUCAUGCUGAGGGAGUGUAUCCGCCACGAGCCACUCGCCAAGAUAGUUCUUCAUUCGGAUCAUUUCAACAAUUUCUUCAACUACGUGGAGAUGUCCACCUUCGACAUCGCCUCCGACGCAUUCGCCACCUUCAAGGAUCUCCUGACAAGACACAAAGUGCUUGUGGCUGAAUACCUCGAACAGAACUACGAUGCU